AUAUUAUGGAUGAUAACAGCAAUGAUAAUUAUAGUAGUAGCAGCGGUGAAGAAGAAAAUAAAGAAGACAAUUCAAUUACAAAAAAAGAAGAAUUAUUAUUAAGAAACGACAGAACACUGACAGAUAUUUUAUUAAUUACUGAUAAAUUGGAACCACUUAUUCCUGACAGCGUGACAGAAUACUUUCUUACUAGAUCUGGUUUUUCUUGUGACGAUGAUAGAAUAAUGCGUCUUAUGUCGAUUGCGACACAAAAAUUCAUAGCAGACAUUGCAACUGAUGCAUUUCAAUACUGUAAGAUAAGACAACAAAGUAGAAAAAAUUUUGGAAAACAGCGCAAUAAAACAGUUCUAACGUUAGAGGAUCUUUCUGCUGCAUUAUCCGAAUAUGGGAUCAAUGUUAAAAAGCCUGAUUAUUAUAGAGCUUAG
Messenger RNA from Entrophospora sp. SA101, 425 nucleotides. NCBI's taxonomy places the organism in Eukaryota, Fungi, Glomeromycota, Glomeromycetes, Entrophosporales, Entrophosporaceae. The record is from the annotation of a GenBank genome assembly.